AUGAAAUUCAACCAGAACACGGCAGCUUUGCCCCUCGCGGGCUUGCUGUUCGCUCCCUUCACCCUCGCCGCCCGCGAAGUUCCCCCGAAUCUCAAGGAGUUCUACAACAAGGUUCAGAGUGCAGGCGACUGUAAGGGCGAGAACCUCCUCGGAGGAGGCUUCUACGAUGACGACAAGAAAGACCCAAGCUUCGGCUACUGCAACAAGUUCAUGGAAAACAAGGGCUUCUACCUCAAGGGCCCCGGCAACAAAUUCGCAAACAUGGACAUCGACUGUGACGGACAAGAAAAGGACGCAAAAGACCGUUGCGGUGGCGACGAUGACACUCAGUACGAAACUCGGUACAAGGAAGAGGUCCAGAAGAUGGGCAUUCCCGACCUGGACACCUACAUUCACCCCUACGUGGUACUCGGCAAUGAGCGAAAGGACGGCAAGGCGACUUUCCUACCCGAGAAGGAAGGGAUUGAGCCCUUGAGCGUGGUUGCCGUCGUCUGCAACGACCGUCUGGUGUAUGGCGUCUGGGGCGACACGAACGGUGAUGACGGCGACCCGCUGGUUGGCGAGGCUAGUCUCGCCAUGGCCGACAUGUGCUUUGGCGAGAAGUACAGCGCCGACUCUGGGUACAGUGAGCAGGAUGUGCUUUAUAUCGCGUUCUCCGGGGAGGAGGCUGUGCCCGGUAAGAAUGCCGCGUGGGAUGCUAAGAGCUACGAGGAAUUCGAGCAGAGCCUCCAGGAUCUGGGUGAUACGCUUUUCAGCGGCUCUAGCAACAACUCCAACGGUGACUUCAGCAGUGGCUCUGGAAGCGGCAACAAAGUGUGCAGCGCGAACAAAAGCAAGCGAUCAGGUGCCAGAGCUGAAAAGCUCGCAAGACGGCAGAAAGCUUCCCAACGCCGUGCUUAA
Aspergillus candidus is the source of this 900-nucleotide messenger RNA. Its product is annotated as glycoside hydrolase family 75 protein. Gene Ontology annotation, molecular function: chitosanase activity. The record is from RefSeq and is a predicted model, not a curated record. Bases 1 to 900 code for a protein of 299 amino acids. NCBI's taxonomy places the organism in Eukaryota, Fungi, Ascomycota, Eurotiomycetes, Eurotiales, Aspergillaceae. The transcript is spliced from 2 exons.